Epinephelus lanceolatus (giant grouper) is the source of this 5306-nucleotide messenger RNA. It is a transcript of the gene hebp2, whose product is annotated as heme binding protein 2. Gene Ontology annotation, cellular component: cytoplasm. Lineage: Eukaryota; Metazoa; Chordata; Actinopteri; Perciformes; Serranidae. Gene Ontology annotation, molecular function: heme binding. The record is from RefSeq and is a predicted model, not a curated record.
CGUGACAUUACAGAAGCGUUAAGUGAGGCGGUGAAGAAAUACUCAACCGGAAAUGAUUUAUUUACUGGAAACAGUUAUUUUGUAAGCUAAGACAGUUUUGACCACCCUCCUGCAGCCAUGAUGAAAGCUCUGGGACAAGUUUUGUUCUCAAGUGGACUGCAGAGCCCCAAAUACUCAGAGGAGGAGAAGAAGGGAGAAGACUAUGAGAUUCGUACCUACCACGCCACCAAAUGGAUGAGCACCACUCUGAGUGGGAUGCAAUUGGAUGCAGCCAUGAACGCUGGCUUCCGCAGGCUCUUCAGCUACAUUCAAGGCAACAAUCACAACAAGGUGAAAGUGGAGAUGACGGCCCCUGUGACGUGCCGCGUGGACCCUGGAGCCGGCCCCACGUGUGAAUCUCAGUUCACUGUGUCUUUCUACAUCCCAGAGGAGCAUCAGGAGAGUCCACCGGAGCCGAGCGACCCAGAUGUGUUUGUGGAGCACAGGAAAGAGUUCACAGCUUAUGUCAGGACGUUAGGUGGGUUCGCCAACGAGAAAAUGAAGCGCGAAGAGCUCCUGAAACUCAUCGAGAGCCUGCAGAGGGACGGUCUCCAAUACGUCGACAAGCCGUUCUACGCAGCCGGGUACGACAGUCCCUUCAAACUCACCAACCGAAGGAACGAGGUCUGGGUCCUGAAAAAGACACCAGAGUAGGAAGAGUCACGCAACACUCUUUGCACUCUGUCAGAUAGGCACAUGGUGAAAGAAAGAAAUCUACAUCAUCAUUUGAUAACACUUAGCACAGCACUUCUUAAUGUCUAAAAGGAAUAUAAAUAAUUGCUUUUGUAGAAACGUGAUAAACAAAAUGGAAGUUUUUAAAGGUCACACUGACAUUUUUCCACAUGUUUGACUGUGUGUUUACUUUGACUGAAAGUUACUGAUUUAAACUCACUGAAAGUCUUGACCAAACAAAUGACAAGAAGAGCUCUAAGAGGUCAUUAUAAACAAAUAAACCUUAAGGGAAAACUGGAUACAGUGGACCAGUAUGUCCAGCAGGUGGAGCCAAGUAGUUAAGAAACAUAUCUCUCAUUUGGUGCAUCCUGUCAUGACAGAAACCACAAGUGCCUCUUUAUGUUUUCAUGACUGAUUUUUUAAAUGCACUAAUUUGCUGUUGCUUUUCAUGCAGUUGCUCUUGAAGGGUAAUUUCUGUGUCUUUUUCAACCUGGACCCUAUUUUCUUAUGCCUUUGUGUCGAAAUGACUAAUGGGGACAGCAGUUUUUGAAACUGGUCCAGGACUGAGCGAGAGGGCUGCAGCAAUAUAACCACUCACUGUACGUCCAUUAUAAGUGCUUGUUUUUGCCACUGACAGGCUCAGAUUGUUAUUCUAAGUGUCUGACAACAUUAUGGAGAUGGACCUUUUUGCUGAAGAGUAAGAUCAUUUUGUUUUACCAGAAACUGACCCAGAAUCGCCAAACCCACGAGGCUCCAUUUUAAAUAAACAGUCAUUUUAUCGCUGUUCCAACAAUCACCAUCUGGUUGAAAUAAACCCUUAAUGCUUCCACUUAGACGACAAAUGUGCUGCCUCUAUACACGCUAAAGUUAACCUUUAUUUAAAUGGAGUCUGGUGGCUGUGGCGACGGCGAUUUCGGGGCCGUUUCUGGUGAAACAAAACAGAUCUUACCCCUUGUACUUCGAAGCCAGUUCAACUUACCCAGGAUAUCUUUUCGUUAUCUGGUUUGACUAACCUGUCACAUUAGCUGUCUGGAUAACCGGUACUACAAAGCUGGUUAUCAGCUAGUUCACUCAACUCUGGGUUUUCCUAUCCAGCUAUGAGAAUGUUCAUGUGAAAGAGGUGGGGGUGGUAAUUAUGAACGACAUCAUCAGAAUGAAUGAAGUAGGCUGAGAUGAAACGGUACCAAAAGUGUCUGCGACUAUGAGACAGUAAAAUGUCAGUUAUGUGGGAUGUAAAUGAUUUUCUGUAAUCUUAUGACAUAAAAUGUAAAAAUAUUGAAAAUACUAUCUAAAAAAUUCACCGUUGCCCGAGACUUAAAUUACGCGCAGGUGCUGUGGGCCUAUGUGACAUUAGUACAGGGCAUUUUUUGCUAUGUAGUUGGAUGAUGAUGAAUCUACUCUGAAUAUGUCACAUAAAACACUUAAACAUAAUGUCAGACUGUUUCUGCUACUGAAAUAAAGGGUGGAAAAGUAGCCUAAAGUUAAUGACUGAUGAAGUGUAUCUGACCCAAAUGUGGCAUUUAUAAUAACAGGAGCCAGUUAACAGUGUGUGGAUUAUUGUUUUGUCCUAGUUCUCAUCAUGUAGGUAUAUAGCAAUAAAUGGGAUAUUCAUUUUUUUACCUGAGACUCUGGACUUUGGUCCAUGGAUACUUUUUUCUUCAGUGAUCUGAGGUCGGGGUGUUGGUAGCCUGUGAUCCAAUACUCCGGAGCAGGUUAGCUGUUAAGCAUAAGUUACCACGGUGAUUUAUUCUGGUAAAAAGGGAACCAGCUUCAUAGGACUGCAAACCCAGAGUUAACCCUGAAGUUACCUCCCUAACUUCAAAUCCUGCUUUGAAGUACAGGCCUAACGUCUGUCUCUGUAGGGAUCCUUUCCAUAAUGUUGUCAGACAUUUAUAAUAACAAUGUGAGCCUGUCAGUAGCAAAAAAAAGCACUUGUAGUGGACAUACAGGUGUGAACAUUCCCCGAGGGGUUACAUCGUAGCCUGUUUCGCAGCUGCCGGCUGCAGCGCUCUCACUCAAUACUGGCCCCCUUUUUAAAAGUGGUUGUUCCCAUUGGUUACUCAGACCCAAGAUAGGGUAAAGGUUGAAAAAUACCAACAUUUUCCUUUUAAUUAUUUGUGUCUUCAAGAUCACAUUUUUUUAGAAAAGUAAAACAUGCUCUCUUUUUGUUAGUGCAGCUCAGCAAGGAAACAUUGUUCAAGACAGAGGGGCUUUUAUUUUACAAAAGGACUCAUUUUAAUAUGGACAUUCACUUUACAUGUCGGACUCAGACUGUAGACUUUGUCCCGCGUCACUGACAUUGAGAUCUCCUUUGGACAGGAGGAAUCAUUACAGCGACCGAUCACGCUUUCAGUGUACAGAUGGUGUUGAGAUAAACUUGAAGGCAAAAAACGAACCUGUCCGUUAACUCUGUAGGUCACAUGCAAACACUGACAGCAGGUUCUUCCUCCUGUCAGUCAGUGUUGCUGCUGUGAAGGUGACUCUGACGGCCUGCCUGACAAAAUGUUGGUGGAGCCCCCUUAUCUGAUCUCAGACCUCACUUCCUGUCACCACUAUCGCACUUGAUACGAUGAGCAACUGAGUCAUUGUAAAUCUGGACCAGUCAUACCUGCGUUACUGCAGUCUCAACAAAAAACCUUUCCCCUGGAGUGUGUAGUUUGCCUAACAUCACACAGGCAGCUCAGACGUGGACUAGAGUCAUAUGACUUGGACACUGGUCUCAGUGACACUUUCUUUGGAUAGUUGGGAUAGUUUAUUGAGUAUUUGUCACAUUUCCUUAGUUUAUUAAUUGAAAUUCAGCAAUUUAGCUCUUUCACUUUGUGUGUAGUAGGGUGGCAACCAACAGUUAUUUUCAUUGUCAGUUAAUCUGACGAUUAUUUUUUCAAUUAAUACACUAGUUGUUUGAUCUAUAAAAUGUCAAGAGAAUCUUGAAUGAUGCGAUCAAUGUUUCCCUAAGUCCUCAAAUGUUUUGUUUUGUCCACAACCCAAAGACAUUCAGUUUACUGUCAUAGAGGAGUGAUGAAACAUAGAAAGCAACAGGAAAUAUUCACAUUUAAGAAGCUGGAAUCAGAUUUUUCUUUUUCUAAAUAAUCACUCAAACUGAUUGUUGAUUACUAAAUUAGUUGGCGAUUUAUUUAACAGGUGACAACUGAUGGAAUAGUCAUUGCAGCUGUAGUCUCUAGAUGUUUGAUUGUAGAAUAUGUUAGAUAAUUGACUACAUAUUCCAGCGUAAUCUAGAUCAGUGGUUCCCAACUACUUGAUUUGGCCAUGUCUUCGAGCUAGUUUACUGUCUCUGUUCAGUAGAUUUCCAUUAGUCACUCACUCCACAGCAGGAAACAGCACUAUAAAAUAAAAGCUCUGUGCUGGAAAUUCACUGUACUUCAAAAUAAAGUGUGUUUUUUACAAACUUGACAUGUUUGCAAGCCACUUGCGGUCCAUUCAGAAUGGACACGUGACCCACCUUUGGACUGUGACCCACCAGUUGGGAACCACUGAUCUAGUGGAACUUGAUUACUCAACCAAAUAGAUCAAAUUCAACUGAAUUAAUAUAAGAACAGUUGGUGAAUUGUCUCCAUUUACUGUACAGAUAAUUUGUUCAACAUCUACAGUAGAAAGUGAAACAACUGAAUUGUUGAAUCUCAUAAAAUAAGCUGUUGAAUUCUCUAAAUAAACUCUAUAAACUAUCUGUAGGUGGACUAUCCAGAUUAAGUGUCACCCAAGUCAGAAAUUUGACGACAUGAGACUUGACAAAACCACAAAGACUUGUACCUCGACUUGGACUGUAACACCAGUAACUCGGGGCUUCAUUUAGACUUGAGCCAUUUGACUUGAAAAUACCUGACACAUUCCUCUAAGCCCAAAGAUUAAAGUGUGCCAUACAAUGAUUCAUGUCCCGAAUCAACUUGCAUCAACACAAUUCAUCCCCACCAAGAUGACUCUAAAUUCUCCAGAUUCACUUUGUUUGAAGCAAUCCGACAGCAUCCGAUCAAGUUGCAGGAGAGAACCAUGAAGCACGUUACGUUACUGAGCGCCAUUUGAAAAAUGUGAUAAGAAAGAUGAUUUUGUUCGUGUACAGAAACUAUGCUGUGGUCAACAUAAAGAAUUGCAGCAUGUAAAAUGUGCAGGUUAUAACAGGCGGAGACACAACAACUUAUAAUAAAGUAAUUUUAACAAGUACUCUGUUGUUAAAAUGGCAUUACAUUUGGUGAAGAGCAUGUUAUGACUCAUUUAGGACUCCCAAAGUCAAAGUUUAGGACUUGAGACUUACUUAUGACUUGGCCCCACCUCUGUUGGUGGAUGUUAGAUAUUAACAAAGAGUGACACUUAUAAGCUAACAUUAACACUGUGCCUUUUUAAAUCUGAGUUAACGUCCUUUUACACAUUAAACCAUAUUAUCAUAUAUCAUGUUUACAUUCAGAGCUCAUGAUAGACGUCGUGUGUUUUUAAUGGUACUUAAUGAGGGAAUGAUGACAUAAGCACUGCACUGAUGUAUGAAUCAUGGGAGAUAUUACUUCCCUCCAAAUGAUGUUUAAGAAUGUAACAUUUAUUAUCUCAUCAAUAAUAAAUACACAUUAAUUUAUUACAAAAUUAUAAAA